AUGGUAGGUGCCGAGGCAUCAUUCAUUCGGAUCGCCGGUGCGGGGCUUCGCCUUUCUUUACUUCUCAAUGCUGCAGCCUGUCAACUCGCGCAGUCAAGGCUAGAGAUUCACAGUAUCGCAAAGGGAAUUUCACUUUUUGCCCUCACUUUGAAAGAUGUGGCAAAGACGCUGGACGCGACAAAGAUGGACCUGUCCCCCGAGGUGACAGACAAGACCUGGGAGAUUGCAAGCCAAGGCCAGAUGAUGUUUGGCGAAAUCGAACACAUGUUGAAUAAGCUUCAACGCACCGAUGCUGAUGACAAUCUCAGAAGACUCCCGAUGCAAGAACGGCUAAAAUGGUGCUUUAGAAAGCAACACGUCACGUACCUGUUGGCCUCACUGGAGUCUUUGAAGCUCAGUCUUAUGGUCAUGAUGCGGAUUCUACAAUUAGCAGAUUUGAUCAAGUCAUGUUCUAGCUUGCCAAGCUCAGAUGCGCCCACGGCAGAUGAUGCCGUCGCCCAAGAGAAAGCAGAAACUCAGAACAUGAUCAUUGUUCGAUACUGGUCCACCAAACGUUUGGAACGUAUGUGGGACUCGGUGGAACAGGAAGCUCUGGACGCUGCCAAUGACCAGACGAGCCAAAGGAUCAACUUGAAUUACUCGAAUACAACUGCAGGAGUAAACCCGCUGGUCGCUGCGGUGACUGGUUCUGGGCCUGAUGUUACCAGGCUUCCUGCCGUGAUAUUUGGAGAUAUCGAUGUGGGACUGAGCGACAUUGAACGCUCUCCAAAGGACAUGGUGCAUCUGUCGGAAAAAGCAAUGAACCGGCUUUUAUCGUUAUGGAUUCCCUCGUUGAGCUCUCCAGAGCUGCGAAAUGCAGGAGCAACCCCCCGAGACAUCGAGACCAGCCGACUUAAGGUCUAUAUUUCGUCCGACAGCGAUGAAGAUAGUGAAAGUCUAAACUCCGAAGGCUCAGGUGUUCGUGGCUAUUAUUUAGAAGGAAAUACGACGGACUGGCGAAAGCCCCAGUCACAGCAAGCCCGCUAUGAGGCUGCCCGAUUGCGCGAUCAGUAUUCCGACUACCAGGCUCAUGUGGAAAGUGAGCCCGAGGACGAAGGGUGUAUACACCCGCAAAACUCCACUGCAAAGUCUCGAACCGCUCCCCCGAGCGAAGAAGGAGAGCAAGAUCGUCACCAGCCAUCAAGCUCAAGCUUCGUGAACGGAGGACGUGGCCACUCUCUUAGCUUUACAUCUGGAUACGCACCCCGUGCACCUCAAAAUCCAGAUCCGAAACAUGUCAGCUUUUCACCACCAAAUCCAACCAUUCCCCGCUCGCGAGCAUCAUCAUACCUUCAGCCUACCUCAAAUAUCCCAGGACCUCCACAACAAAGAUAUACCUCAAACCAAGACCUCUACAGAAGCACCCCACGAUCUAUUCCUGUACCAAACCGCUCCAACCAACCGACGUCUAUGCCUGCUCAUUCACCCCGAGGCACUCCCCCAAGCCCAUCCGAACCCUGGCCCAGGUCCCAGGGAUACGUAUCCAAACCUCGGCACCAUCCCCCAUACCCAAUUUCAUCAUCCUCCCCCGAGUCUAGCUUCCAUUUACCUCCCACAGCUCAGCGGUCCCCGACUCAUUCCCGACGAUCAUCCCGGGAAGAUCGGGAAGAAACUAAAGACCGCAAGAAAGAUUUAAAACGCAGCGCGACUAGAGGAUUAGUAGGGAUUGGCGCUAUUGCCGGGUUUAUGGACGCGCUAGAAGCGUUCCAGAUUCUUUGA
Messenger RNA from Penicillium odoratum, 1758 nucleotides. RefSeq lists its product as uncharacterized. The record is from RefSeq and is a predicted model, not a curated record. The coding region runs from base 1 to 1758 and encodes 585 amino acids. The transcript has a single exon. NCBI's taxonomy places the organism in Eukaryota, Fungi, Ascomycota, Eurotiomycetes, Eurotiales, Aspergillaceae.